UUUCUUUCGCUACGACGCUUCAUUGUGUCUCUCCUCAAAGACCACAUAUCCUGUUCUCUGGAGGGGCCACUUGCCUCUCCUCCACAACCUCCGGCACCAUAGCUCCCCCCAGCCGUGGGUCCCCCCGUCCCUUGGCCCCGUUCGGCCUCGGGAGGAAGACCUUGGUGGCAGUGGCGAUUGGAGUAGUAAUGGUGCUAAUUUUGGUAAUCCUCAUUCCGGUGUUGGUCAACUCUGUGGGCUCCGAUGGCCACUAUGAGAUGUUGGGCACUUGCCGGAUGGUGUGUGACCCCUACCUUAGCAAAGCCGGGACAACAACCACCAGUACGGGUAUUCGAGCUGGCACCGGAGCUGAACCAUUGAGUGACAGAGGACAACCGGCGCCUUCAACUUUAGUUCAAGGUCCUCAAGGAAAAGCUGGACGUCCUGGAAAGCCCGGACCUCCUGGAGAGCCUGGGCUACCUGGUCCACCAGGUCCUGUAGGUCCACCAGGAGAACGGGGAGAACCAGGCAAAUCUGGACCACCAGGAUUGCCAGGAGGUGGAGUGACUGGUGCCAUCAGUACGGCUACAUAUACCACAGUUCCACGUGUGGCCUUUUAUGCUGGCUUGAAGAACCCCCAUGAGGGCUAUGAGAUCCUCAAAUUUGAUGAUGUGGUCACCAACCUUGGGAACAAUUAUGAUGCGGCAAGUGGACGGUUCAGCUGUACAGUACCAGGCACCUACUUCUUCACCUACCACGUCCUGAUGAGAGGUGGAGACGGCACCAGCAUGUGGGCAGACCUCUGCAAAAACGGACAGGUUCGUGCCAGUGCCAUUGCCCAGGAUGCAGACCAGAAUUAUGACUACGCCAGUAACAGUGUGAUCCUCCACCUGGAUGCAGGAGACGAAGUAUACAUUAAGUUGGACGGUGGUAAAGCUCAUGGGGGCAAUAACAACAAGUACAGUACCUUCUCUGGGUUCAUCAUUUACUCAGACUGAGAAGCCCCCUGUGUGGACAGUGCCCAGGCUCACCUACACUGCCAGGGAGCAAGAAGCCCACGAGAGAAGCAUGGGCUGGCUACCUAGAACACUCAUGUUCCCUACACCGCACCUUGUGUGCCUGGGGUUGUGUAUCUGCCUCCCCUACUCUGAGUCUUCAUCUCUCUUGUGUCCUUGGCUCACUCCUGCACCUUCUCCUAUGCUUUACUGUGUCUACACUCAAUAAGAACUUGCUACUGCAAUUUUGUCCUAACUGCCCUCCCUUAUAUAAGCACUAUUAUAGCCCAUUACUAAAACUCAUGUCACCUUACAGAACUUGAACCUAUACCUUUUCUACUAAUGUUUGCAGUGAUCUGCUUUCCCAUAGUAUGUCCUUCAAUAGCUUACAGUUGAGACACC
Molecule: messenger RNA, 1376 nt
Organism: Nanorana parkeri
Lineage: Eukaryota; Metazoa; Chordata; Amphibia; Anura; Dicroglossidae
Gene: C1QL1
Product: complement C1q like 1
Exons: 2
Coding region: 189-977 (262 amino acids)
Molecular function (GO): protein binding
Source: RefSeq, a predicted model, not a curated record